AUUCAGUGUAGCCAGCAGGUAGCUGCAUCAGCUAGCUAGCUAGAUAGACACUUAGACAGGCAUAAAACCAUCUCGGGCACUCGUUCCCUGCACAAGUGUAGGAGAGAGCUGAGGCCUGCUGGCCAUGGACACCACCAGCAAGAAAGCCUACGGGGUUGCCGUCGUCAUACAGCUCAUCUACACCGGCAUGUACGUCGUCUCCAAGGCGGCAUUCGACCAUGGCAUGAGCACCUACGUGUUCAUCUUCUACCGCCAGGCGGCCGCCACUGCGCUGUUGCUCCCCAUAGCCAUUGUGCUUGAAAGGAAGAAUGCACCACCCAUGUCAUUCAGGCUGUUUUUGAAGCUGUUCUUCUAUGCAUUGCUUGGCAACACAUUGAGCAUGAAUCUGUACAACAUAAGCCUCAAGUACACCUCUGCAACAGUGGCAUCGGCAACGAGCAACUCUGUCCCUGUGGUCACCUUCUUCCUGGCAGUCCUGUUAAGGCUGGAAGUGGUUCGGCUGAGAAGCCCGUCAGGCAUGGCGAAGGCGGCGGGCGUGGCGCUGUGCCUGGCCGGGGUCCUGACCAUCGCGCUGUACACUGGGCCGUCGAUGAGCCCGGUGAACCACCACCGCGCCUUCGCGGCGCACCAGCAGCACCCCCAUCCCCAUGCCGAUGGCGGCGGCGGCGGCAAGGGGACGUGGAUCAAGGGCACGUUCCUGAUGCUGCUGUCCAACACGACGUGGUCCCUCUGGAUCGUGCUGCAGGCGUCGCUGCUCAAGGAGUACCCCAACAAGCUGCUGUCCACGCUGGUGCAGUGCGCGCUCAGCACCGCCCAGUCCUUCCUCCUCGCCGUCGCCGUCGAGCGGGACCCCGCCGCCUGGAAGCUGCAGCUCGACGUCGGCCUCCUCGCCGUCGCCUACUCCGGUCUGGUGGUGACGGGCGUGUCGUUCUACCUGCAGGCGUGGUGCAUCGAGAAGCGCGGGCCCGUGUUCCUGGCCAUGUCCAACCCGCUGGGCCUGCUGCUCACCAUCUUCUGCUCCUCCUUCUUCCUCGGCGAGAUCGUGCGCCUGGGCAGCCUCCUCGGCAGCGGCCUCCUCGUCGGAGGGCUCUACAGCGUCCUCUGGGGCAAGAGCAAGGACCACCUCCACCAGGAGCAUCAAGACGACGAAGAGAAGCAGCAGCAGCAGCCGAGCGCAGCAGGCGGAGACAACCAGAAGCAGCUCAAGGAGCAGUUCGCAAUGGAGCCAUCAUCGCCACUGCGCCAUCAGUCCGGAUGAUGAGGAAUGGUCUACGCGUGUAUGUGUGUGAGUAGGUUCUACGUACGUGCCUAUGUCUUAAUGUCUAUGUGGUGGGUCUGGGCGUAUCCAACUCCGAUGCACAUGGAUGGUCUCUUGUUCGCCCGAUGACGAUCGUCCUCUCCUCUCUUCUGGACAUGCAUAUUGCUUUUCUAAUUGGGCCAAAA
This is a messenger RNA of Zea mays, 1443 nucleotides long. Its product is annotated as nodulin-like protein. NCBI's taxonomy places the organism in Eukaryota, Viridiplantae, Streptophyta, Magnoliopsida, Poales, Poaceae. Gene Ontology annotation, molecular function: transmembrane transporter activity. Bases 125 to 1258 code for a protein of 377 amino acids. Gene Ontology annotation, cellular component: membrane. The transcript is spliced from 5 exons. The record is from RefSeq and is marked validated.